CAGAGAUAGAAACAAUACAGUAGCUCGAAACGUCAACUCCAACUUUAUCAACAUAACCAAACUUCUGUCUUCUGUGUGUAUUUUUCUUUCUUUUGCCCAGUUUAGAAACUGAAGGCAUAAAAAUGGGGCGACGUCCCGCAAGAUGUUAUCGUUAUUGUAAAAACAAGCCCUACCCAAAAUCGCGGUUCUGUCGUGGUGUCCCAGACCCCAAGAUCAGGAUUUUCGAUUUGGGAAAGAAGAGAGCCGGAGUUGACGACUUCCCCCUUUGCGUCCAUUUGGUUUCUGAUGAAUAUGAACAGCUCAGUUCUGAAGCUCUGGAAGCUGGACGUAUUUGCUGUAACAAAUACUUGGUCAAAAACUGCGGUAAAGAUCAAUUUCACAUCCGUAUGAGACUCCACCCAUUCCACGUAAUCAGAAUCAACAAGAUGUUGUCAUGUGCUGGAGCUGAUAGGCUCCAAACUGGAAUGAGAGGUGCUUACGGUAAGCCCCAAGGAACCGUCGCGCGUGUCCGCAUCGGACAACCAAUCAUGAGUGUCCGUUCCACUGACCGUUUCAAGGCUCAAGUUAUUGAAGCUUUGCGUCGUGCCAAGUUCAAGUUCCCCGGCCGUCAAAAGAUCUACGUAUCAAAGAAAUUUGGUUUCACCAAAUACGAAAGGGAAGAGUUUGACGAAUUGAGAGCCCAAGGUCGUUUGGCUAAUGACGGCUGUAACGUCAGGUACAGGCCAGAACAUGGACCGCUUCAGGCAUGGAAAAAAGUGCAAGACCAAAUUCAUGCCGCUUGAGUUUUUGACACAAUAAAAUAAUUAUUAUAA
Messenger RNA from Ceutorhynchus assimilis (cabbage seed weevil), 812 nucleotides. The record is from the annotation of a GenBank genome assembly. Lineage: Eukaryota; Metazoa; Arthropoda; Insecta; Coleoptera; Curculionidae.